AUGAAAUCCAUCGCAUCCAUGCCGUCUUCGUCUUCUGAUCUAGUGGGAAAUGCUUAUAGUUGUUCCUAUAAUCCGAAGCCAGCCCUUAAAAUGGGUGAAGCAUUUGUUGCUUGGUUCAAUCCAGUUGGUUCAAGCUUUUUACACUUUAUAGCUAAUAUUCUGGUCUUGAUAAGUAUUGCACGGCGUAAAGUUUUUCUUUCUCAAGGGCGACAAUCACAGUUGACAAUGUCACAUUCUCUCUAUCAACAAAUCGUCAAUCAUAGUGAAUAUUUUCUUCCACCAUUUGUAAUUCUUUUAUGUCAACUGACGAAUUUAAUCGCAUUUCAAGUAGCUCUUAAGCUUGGCUGUGUUGAAGCAAAAUUUGGUACAUGGACACAUGUGCAUCUAUUGUGUAGUUUCAUUCUUUAUGUGCCUCAGUCAUUAACAUUUGUAUUAUUUGUUUAUCCGUCGAAAAAUUAUAUGAAAAUCUUUUGGAAAGAAUCAAUUGUUGGACAUUGGAUUGAAGAGUCCAAAACGUUUUACGCAUAA
Rotaria sp. Silwood2 is the source of this 528-nucleotide messenger RNA. The record is from the annotation of a GenBank genome assembly. NCBI's taxonomy places the organism in Eukaryota, Metazoa, Rotifera, Eurotatoria, Philodinida, Philodinidae.